AUGGCGGAGGAGGCGCUGACCGAGUCGCAGCCGCUGAAGCUCGAGUCUUCGUUCACGCACUGGGCGCGAUGCGUGGAGGUGCCCAUUGGCGAGUCUCGAGUGGUGUCGGUGGAGCAGGACCCGGACUCGUUCGUGCUGGGAACGACCGUCUGGGACAGCAGCAAGACGCUGCUCAAGUUCAUUGAGCAGCGGCCCGAGCGGUUCCAGCGGUUUUCGUCCAUCUGCGAACUCGGCGCGGGCUGCGGGGGCCUCGCGGGUAUCGCCAGUGCAAUUAUCACUGGAGGCCUGGCGGAUGUGGUGCUCACGGACAUUGGUCCCGUGCUCCCGUGGCUGCGACGCAAUGUGAGGGAGAACUUGACGGACAAGGAGCUGCAGCGCGUCCGCGUGGAGCAGCACGCGUGGGGCACGCCGGUGACGAACUUGAAGGCGCCGUUUGACUGCAUCUUGUGCGCGGACGUGGUGUACGAGAAGGCUUGCGUCAAGCCGUUGGUGCAGUCACUGCUGGCGCUGUCGCACCGUAAGACGGUGAUCUUCUUGGCGAAUGAGCGUCGUGCUCCGGAGGUCCGCGCGGAGUUCAUGCGCCACUUAGACAGCUAUUUCCAGUGGAAGGAGGUGCCCAAGGCGGAGCUGGAUGCGGAUUACCUCAAGGAAGCGAUCGAGGUGUUCGAGAUGAGACCCAAGAAGCGCAAAGUGCCGGUGGAGAUGCAGAUUGAGACCCCAGACAACUACAAUCCCGACGAUCAAGAGUAUCACCCGCUCGGCAGCGGAGUGGGAAAUGAGGCGGACCCCUACGAUCGCGACCUGUGGAAUGACCUGCUGCGAGACCUGUCGCUGGACCCUGCAGACACGAAGAAGCAAAGCUAA
Messenger RNA from Phytophthora sojae, 864 nucleotides. RefSeq lists its product as hypothetical. Bases 1 to 864 code for a protein of 287 amino acids. The transcript is spliced from 2 exons. The record is from RefSeq and is a predicted model, not a curated record. NCBI's taxonomy places the organism in Eukaryota, Oomycota, Peronosporomycetes, Peronosporales, Peronosporaceae.